AUGAGAGAUAUCGUCGUGUUUUCUGGCUCUUCAAACAGAGCACUAACGGAAAGAAUAUGUGUUAACCUGGGCCUUGUACCGGGAGAGGUGGAAUUGAAAAAGUUUGCCAAUGGUGAAACAUCUGUACGUCUCUGUGACUCUGUGCGAGAGAAAGACAUAUUCAUUGUUCAAUCGGGUUCUGGUAAGGUUAAUGAUAACUUCAUGGAGUUACUUCUCACCAUAUCUGCCUGUAAAAUGGCUUCGGCUAAGAGAAUCACCGUCGUGUGUCCGUUAUUUUUCUAUUCACGUCAAGCCGAAUCUCCUUCAAGCAAGAAGGGUGUUCCGUUCCUGUCUGGUUCUACAAAGCAUACUCUGUUGGACUCUGUACCUUCUUCUCCGUGCUCUUUUUCGCACCGGACCUCUGACCAAAUUCCUGCUCCCUCUUUGAGUAGUCUAAAUGAAUCUGCUGCCACCUCGCCUCACAAAACAGCCAAAACGACUGCUUCUGAUACCAAUGUGAUCAGCCCAUCGCCUCUUAAUCCUGCUGUUUCAUCUAAAUCAAUGAAGCAGCAGAAUGUUUCCAUAUCUUCUAGCUGCAACGAAAAGGAUAGCGAACAUCCCCGUAAGCACCCUUACAGAUCUUGGAUCUCCCAGUCAGGUACGUUGAUUGCCAACUCACUCACUUCCGCGGGUGCUGACCAUAUAGUCACCAUGGAUUUACAUGAUCCUCAAUUCCAAGGAUUCUUUGAUAUCCCUGUCGAUAAUUUGUACUCCAAGCCUUUGGUUCAGCACUAUAUUGUCAAUUAUGUUUCUAAUUAUAAGGAUUGUGUCAUUGUAUCUCCAGAUGCUGGUGGUGCAAAGCGUGCUACUGCUAUAGCCGAUUCCUUGGGCUUGCAAUUUGCUCUCAUUCACAAGGAGAGACGUCAACGUGUUGUUGAGCAUCCCAUUACAGCCGUCAGUCUUGGUCCAUAUGCUCUGGCACCUAUUUCAUCCAGUGACAACCUUAUAGUGCAUUCUCCAGCCCAAAAUUCUAGCACAAGCAAUAACAGCGACAGCAAUGGAAAUUCUAAUAACUCUGCCGAGAAGGUCGUUGCCACUACGAUGCUAGUCGGUGACGUUCAAGGUAGAGUUUGUGUCAUCGUUGAUGAUUUGGUGGAUACGGGAACUACUGUCCUACGUGCUGCUCGUUUAUUGAAAGAGCAGGGCUGUGUGUAUGUGUACGCUGUGAUAACCCACGGCAUAUUUAGUGGAGAAGCAUUGAAGAAGCUGAAACGUUCUUCAUCCAUUGACCAGGUGAUUACGUCAAAUACUGUCGAUCAAACUGCCCAUGUUGAGGAGUACGGUAAAGUAAAUAAUGAGCCUUUGGAAGUGUUGGACGUGUCACGGAUAUUUGCUGAAGCCAUCAGAAGAAUUAACAAUGGUGAAUCUGUCUCUUUGAUCUACGAUCAAGGAUGGUAA
Molecule: messenger RNA, 1437 nt
Organism: Brettanomyces nanus
Lineage: Eukaryota; Fungi; Ascomycota; Pichiomycetes; Pichiales; Pichiaceae
Exons: 1
Coding region: 1-1437 (478 amino acids)
Biological process (GO): 5-phosphoribose 1-diphosphate biosynthetic process; ribonucleoside monophosphate biosynthetic process; purine nucleotide biosynthetic process
Cellular component (GO): ribose phosphate diphosphokinase complex; cytoplasm
Molecular function (GO): ribose phosphate diphosphokinase activity; magnesium ion binding
Source: RefSeq, a predicted model, not a curated record